UGUGUGCCAGGCAGUGACUGCAGUGUGUGUCGCAUAUCUCUGCAGACAGCAGAACAGGACGGCAUAGCAAGAGUUGCACACGACAAAGCUGCAUUUGCAGGACAGAUUUCAGCAUUCGGAUACAUAAUCAGAAUUAGUAGCGUUUAGGCCUUCGUCUUACAGACAGAUUAGACACAAAGUCAUAACCUUGGCUGUUUUCUGAGGGCUUUGGUAGCGUGAGGAGGGGUCGUGUUCAGGUUCAGUUCAUUUGAACUUUUUUUGCGAAAGUAUUUAUCGUCCUGGUUGAGAGCAGAUAGAGUGGAUGGGUCGUGGACAGAAGCAGAGGUUUCAUACGUCCUCUGAGCUCUAUGGAUCCUCAUGUCAUCUUUAGCCCAAUGAAAAGCUUCUGCAUGUGUUACGGCGUGAUUACGAGUCAGGACUGGAGUAAGACGGAUGACAGGUUGUUGCAGGCUGUAGAGCAGAAUGACCCAGAAAAAGUUGCCACGCUGCUGGUGAAGAAAGGUCUCAGCCCGUCCAAACUGGACUCGGAGGGCAAAUCAGCGUUCCAUCUUUGUGCGUCUCGAGGACGGUUGGACUGUCUGGAGGUCAUCCUCUCUCAUGGGGUGGACAUCAGUGUAACAGACGGCUCUGGGUUUAAUGCUCUCCAUCUUGCUGCUAGGAAUGGACAGUCAGAUUGUCUAAAGAGGCUUCUUCAGGAGAGGAUGCCCGUUGAAGCCACAGACAGUUUCGGGAGGACAUCCUUACACCAUGCUGCUGUAAGUGGCUGCUUGUCCUGCACUGAGAUACUGUGGGACUUUAAAGCCAACCUUGAUGUUCAAGAUGGAGAUGGGUCAACUCCAUUGAUUCUAGCUGCCCAGAUGAGCAGAGUCGAACUUUGUGCCUUCCUUUUGGAACGAGGAGCCAAUCCUAAUAUACAGGACAGCCAGGGCAGAUCAGCAUUGAUGUUGGCCUGUGAGAGUGACAGCAUGGAGACUGUGGAGGUGUUAUUGAAAGGCGGAGCUAACCCACAUCUUACCGAUGCCCUGGGCCACAACUCCGCCCACUACAGCAUUACCGCCGGCAACAACAAGAUUACCCAGCUUCUGCAGAACAUAGGCGUUUCUGCAGCCGCUGAGGGUUCAAGUGAGGAGCAGGCUCCUCCUCCUCCCAAUCCCCCAUCUAGUGGAACCACACCCCGCAAAAGGAAAGCCCCUCCUCCUCCAAAAUCUCCUGCUCAGGCCCCGCCCCCUUCCUCAGACGCCUCAAGCACGCCUGUCCCCGCACAAUCACCUGACUCACAGAGCCCCGCCCUGCCUUCUCCUGCCCCCAGGACCCAACUUCCCCCAUCUGAGAACCUUGUGGAGGACGAGGAAGUCUUUGAAGAGAUCCGUAAGCUCAGGCUGGAGAGAGGUCGCCUGCUGCAGAAAAUCAAGGUUCUGGAGCAGCAGAAGAGCAGCGCCACCACAGCCCUGGAGGAGCUAAGCUCUCUGAGACAGCGUCUGAGCGAGGUUGAGGCCGAGCGUGACCGACUGCUGGCCGAGCUGGAGGAGCUGAGAGCGGCUCAGGUGAGCGGUGUGACCUGUGACUCUGAAGACACGGAGGAAUCAGAUGACAUGUUGGACUUCCCAGGAGCAGAGAAGUUACUUUCUAAGCAGUCACGAGGCCUGGAUGCUGAUUCUCCGGCUGAGGGCGCAUCUCAAGAGAAUCCUGCCAUUGUAGAGCAGCUUCGCAGAAAAGUGGAGGAGCUGACCAACCAGAAUGCCGACCUGGUUCUCAAAGUGCAGAUGCUGGAAAUGUUUGAGAAGGAUGACACGGAUAUGCAGGGCUCGGGCCCAGAUUUUGUUCCCGCUGCGCAGUAUGAAUCUUUAAGGAGAGAGUUUGAGGAACUACAGGAGAAAUACUCAAGAGCCCAGGCUUCAACUGAAGCCUCAAGCGUCGCAGAGGAUCCUGGAUCUGAGGAGAAAGAGGAGAAAGAUCAAAAAGCUCUUGAGGAACAGCUGGCCCAAGCCCAGGCCGAGUUAGAGGAACUCAAAGAACAGAUGCGUCUGGGGGUCUAUUCAGUGGAGGAAUCAGGAGUGAAGCCUGAAGGGGGCUCCAAGUUCCCUGAGGAAGGGGCAAAUCUGGAGCACCAGCAGGAGCUGGAGGCAGAGCUAGCUAGCAAAAAGACAGAUGGGGAGGGGCUUAGUGAAGGUGACAAUGACACCAUCCAACAGCUGAAACAGAGGGUGAUUGAACUUGAGGCAGCUCUGCAGGAUAAAGAGAACGGAGAAGAGAGAGAGGAGGAGAACAAGACAGUUGUGAGUCUUAAAAAGCGGGUGGAAGAGCUGGAAAAAGCCCUGGAGCAACGCAAGACAGCAGGGCACAAGGAGGACGAGGGAGCGCCAGUGAACAGGUUGCAGGCACGGGUGGAAGAACUUGAGCAGCUGUUGAAGGAGAGCGUCCCUCGAGGUCAGUUUGAGGAGGUUCAGGUCACUUUGGGUCUUCAGCUUAACCAGCUAGCUCAAGAACGAGCCGAAGUGGCUACCCGACUCAACCAAGCCUUACUGGAGCUGGAAAGGCUCCGCCCUCCAUCCCACAUUGGUGAAGAUGAAGACGACGAGGACCCUUCCGAGAGCUCGGAGGUUUCCAUUGCAUCUGAGCACUCCCUGCACCUGUCGCCAGGCGGACGGACCUUAGAGGCGAUACAAGAGGAGCUGGAAGUGGCAAGGCAAGAGGCAGCACAAGCUCUGGACAGCCUUUGUGCCGAGAGAGAAAGCCGAGCUCAGGAUGAACUUCAGCUGAGAGAUGCAGUACCGCUGGUGAAACACCAGGAGGUGCUCUCCGCAAUAGCCCAGCAGUUAGCGCAAACAGAAAAAGAGCUCCAAGCAGAGCGGGCACUGCGUGAGCAAGCUCAAACUGAGGUCGCCAGACUGGAAUCCGAGCUGCAGGCUGUGCAAAAAGACUCAGUUAGCAAGGAAGAACAUGAUAAAGUCAAAGCAGAGCUUGAGCGCUUUCUGGAAGAGAGUCGGCAGAGUGCAAGAGCGGCUCAGGAGUCUCUGAGUGAAAAAGAGACGGAACUGAAAGAGCUGCGAUCGCAGAAAGCUUUAGAGCAAGGACUGGUGUCCAAAGAAGACCAUGAGGCCCAGAGACUCUCGCUUCAGGCCGAGAUCAAUACUCUGACGGCACAAUUAGCCGAUCUAGCACGCAAGCACGAGAAGACCUGCACUGAGGUUUUCCAGGUGCAGAGGGAGGCUUUAUUUAAUAAGAGCGAGCGUCAGGUGGCUGAAUCCCAGCUGGAGGCAGUUAAAAAGCAGCUGGCGGAUCUUCAGGCCGAGUCCACCCACAUCCAACAGCUGCACCAGGACAUCCAAGACUCGCAGGGGCUCGUCAAGGAGAAAGACCGCAAGAUCACAGAGUUGUCUAAGGAAGUUUUUCGUCUGAAGGAGGCUCUGGGGGCUUUGACUCCUCCACUGGCACGUUCUCCAUCGCCACCGUCCUCAGGGAUACCUGGACAACAGUUAGCACUGCAGAACCGUGUAACCGUAUUAACACAGCAACUCCAGGACUGCGAGCGCAAACACAAGACUGUGGUUUCAGUAUAUCGCUCUCAUCUAUUAGCUGCUGUACAGGGCCGGAUGGAUGAAGAAGUUCAGGCACUUUUGCUUCAAAUCCUCCGUAUGACACAGAAAGGUCAAAAUUAGUGCUUUGCACCUGACAGCAAUACAAAGAGAUCAAGUGACUGCUUUAAGUACACUUGAACCGAAGUAUAUCACCACUGUGUACCGCCAACAAGAGGCACUGAAGCUGUGGAUGAGAAGAUGAUUGUAUUUCCUGUGUAUGAUGAUUUAUGAGGGACAACACAAACACUUUUGUACCACAUUUCAAUAAACGGAGAAAUGCUGCUG
Molecule: messenger RNA, 3863 nt
Organism: Carassius auratus (goldfish)
Lineage: Eukaryota; Metazoa; Chordata; Actinopteri; Cypriniformes; Cyprinidae
Gene: ankrd24
Product: ankyrin repeat domain 24
Exons: 22
Coding region: 348-3659 (1103 amino acids)
Molecular function (GO): actin binding
Source: RefSeq, a predicted model, not a curated record